CAGUCUUCGAGUGCGGCUUGACCGAAACGGAACGUGCAGCUUUGGUUUGUGGUAGUCAUAUGCAGGUUUGGUGGCGUUGGUGGCGAACGGCCAACAUUUCAGUUUCCGUGAUUGCAACUGAGGAAGAAUUUAUUUGCGUUAAAUAUUAACGUGCGCUGGCUGUUUGGCUGAAGUGAACUUGUGAAGCGUGCGAGAAAGUCGAACAAACGUUGCGUGAAUACGAAAUUGCCGAAGAACAAAGACAAAAACAAUCAAAUUGAAAUACAUAAUCGAACGAAUUUCGCGUGUGUGGUUAAUUAAAAAAUAAAACUAGAAAAAAAAUUUUUUUUACCAUAAAAUCUUAAAUUUAUACAAAAGCUAACUGUUAAGUGUACGCAUUUUGCAAUUAUUUGAGAAAAUGUCACGCACAAAUUUCGCGCGAACCAUCGCAUUAGCGCUGCUGCUGACCACAAUUACGUUGCUUAGCUGGCAAGUUGAUGCAGCAAAAAUAGCAACAAACGCAGUUAACGCCAGCACGGAAAAUACAAACUAUAGCAAAGUAGAGCUGAGCCAUGCAAAAGAUGCAACAGAGGCAGCUGUUGUUGUAGCGCCAGCUGCUUCGAUUCUUGAGGCAAAGGCAAAUGAUGGAGACGAAUUGAAAGAUGAUGCAGAUAUUGAGGCUGAUAGUGCGGAUGCAGCAGACACAGAGGCUGAUGUUGAAGUUGAUGAUAACGAUAACGAUGAUGAAGAUGAGGAUGAUGAUGAGGAUGCUGAGACAGAAGCGGCAUCGGGUGCCAACAAACCAGCGAAGAGUGAAACAGCGCUGACGGCGGCAGAGAAAAAUGAAGACGCCACCGCGUCGUUCAGCGUUUGGGGCAUGGUGCGUAAUGUGUGGAAUUGGAUAAGAGACGAUCUGAGUGAAAGCCUUUUCGGCGAUGACGAUGCCGACGGAGCGGCCGGUGCACAAAAGGCGCUGGUACGUGAAGUACGUGAUGUUUCCGAAGCGGCGAUGGCGGCUGUAGAGGGUCGUACUUUUGGAAAAAUUCGUCGACUACAAAUGGCCCUGAUUCCACUCAUCUUCAAAUUUGGCAUACUGACCGCUAUGGUGGCCUUUCUCAUCAUGCUUGGCAUGAAAACGCUAUUCCUAGUGAAAUUGCUUGUGCUGAUGAACGCCGCCGCCAUACUUGCCAAGUUCAUUACAUUGAAAUCAAAUUUCGGUGGUUAUGAACACUCUGCACCACAGUGGAAUUAUCAGACUUGGACGCCACAUGCGACUGGCGGUUGGGGUCCUUCAGCGCCAGCAGCAACGUAUUCGCACAGCGAGCAACACCCAUCGAAGGAAAUUCACCUGCAUAUACAUAAUGGUCAAGUUCAGGGUUAUGGCGCUGGUGGACAUGGUGGUGCAAACGGUUGGGAGAGCCGCAGUGAUCCCUACGCUGCUUAUGCGCCAACACCGGCUAGUGAAGGCGAGAAUGAACUCAAUAAUCAAGGUCCGAUUGCCAUGCUACCAACUAAUUAUCCAUCAAAUCCCGUUUAUGGUAACCAAUAAGGGUUGUGAGUCUUAAGGCAAUAGUCACUGCGUCAGGGUUUUUUUAUAAGUAUAGCUGUAUUAAUUUAUUAUUAACUUUUUGCUCACUUAAUAAAUGUGCUGUUGUAAAUAGUUUUAAGCGCAUUUAAGUAUUAAAUGAAAAUAAUUGUAAUUAACUAAUCGUAAAUAAAGUACAAAUUGAGUA
This is a messenger RNA of Bactrocera oleae (olive fruit fly), 1712 nucleotides long. RefSeq lists its product as uncharacterized. Lineage: Eukaryota; Metazoa; Arthropoda; Insecta; Diptera; Tephritidae. The record is from RefSeq and is a predicted model, not a curated record.